Messenger RNA from Triplophysa rosa, 4573 nucleotides. RefSeq names its product 1-acylglycerol-3-phosphate O-acyltransferase 5 (lysophosphatidic acid acyltransferase, epsilon) (gene agpat5). Bases 572 to 1672 code for a protein of 366 amino acids. The record is from RefSeq and is a predicted model, not a curated record. NCBI's taxonomy places the organism in Eukaryota, Metazoa, Chordata, Actinopteri, Cypriniformes, Nemacheilidae. Gene Ontology annotation, cellular component: mitochondrion; endomembrane system. Gene Ontology annotation, molecular function: acyltransferase activity. The transcript has 8 exons.
GCUGCAAUAUGGAGACUCUGAAAGCCGUGUGUGACUUUGGGAGUAAGAAAUGUGGCCACCGAUCAAGUGUGUAAGAUAACGCGAUUGUUUAUAUGUUGUUUGGGCGUUGAAUCAGCGGCAGCAGUAGUUAACACAGCUGUGUGUUUAGAUCAGUUUGAGUUUUGUAUAGUAGGACUGUUCCUCAGAAGGUCCUGCAAGUGAAACAUUCACUGACAUCUAACGUUACUGUAACGUUACUUCUUCUAGUGUCUUUUUAGUAACUUAUACUGCAACCGAAAGUGAAGUGUGCAGUUUGUGCAAAGUGUUUCUCUAUAUAAAUGCGCCUUUCGUAUCUGUUAAUGUGAAAGACUUGAUGACGCUGACACUUGAGAGAGUGCUCUGGGUGCAUUGACAGGGGUGUCAUGGUCCAACCUGCGAGAAAUUUCCGGAAGUUAAGCGUGACAUUUUGCAUCGACUUUUUGCCUUCCUGAUCGACAUCGCUGUUGAAAUCGGAUUAAACUGGGCAUCAGUGCAUGUUAGAUACGCAGUUAAAGUUUCAGUUUUCCAGGGAUUCUUAGUGUUUGGGGUGAAAAUGCUGCUGUCUCUGGUCGUGCACACGUAUUCAUUGCGUUACUGGCUCCCGGCGGCCGUGAUGCUGGGCACCGCUCCGGCUUACGUGCUGUCCUGGAGCGCCUGGAGGCUGCUGUCUGUCCUCCUGCCCUCCAGACUCUAUCACACUGUGGAUGAUCGGGCGUAUUCAUUCUAUCAGAGCAUGGUCCUGUUCUUCUUUGAGAAUUACACGGGCGUGGAGAUUAUAAUUUACGGGGACGACAUACCAAAGAAAAAGGAGAAUGUUGUUUACUUGUCCAACCAUCAGUCCACAUCUGACUGGAUCAUAGCUGACGUGUUGGCCAUUCGUCAAAAUGCACUCGGACAUGUAAGAUACGUCCUGAAAGAUGGUCUAAAGUGGCUUCCACUGUACGGGUGGUAUUUCUCACAGCAUGGAGGAGUGUAUGUCAAGAAGAGUGCCAGAUUUGAUGAGAGUGCCAUGAAGAAGAAAUUAUCCUCUCAGGCUAAAGUGGGCACACCUAUGUAUCUUGUCAUCUUCCCAGAGGGAACCCGCUACAACCCCGAGUUCAAGAAAGUUGUUGAUGACAGUCAAACUUUUGCAGCUAAAGAAGGACUGGCUGUGCUAAAGCACGUUUUGACUCCAAGAAUGAAAGCAUCACACGUUGCCAUAGAUGCUAUGAAGGGUCACCUGGAUGCCGUGUAUGACAUCACUGUUGCGUACGAGGGGACCCUCACAGCAGACGGCCAGAGGCGUCCAGCUCCUUCAAUGCCAGAGUUCCUGUGUAAGGAAUGCCGCAGGGUGCACAUCUACUUCAAGCGUUUGGACAUGAGGGAAAUUCCUCCUGAACCCGUGUUCUUCCGCAGGUGGCUGCACGAAAGAUUUGAAAUCAAGGAUCAGCUUCUGACCACUUUCUACGAUUCCGAAGACCCAGAAAAAAGGUCCAGGUUCCCUGGAGAAGGUCAGAGGUCACCACUCGGUCUCUGUAAGACGUUGCCUUCACUCCUGAUUUUCGGUGGUCUGACUUUACCCAUGCUUUUAACCGAGUCAGGUAGAAAACUCUAUCUCAACACCUGGAUCUAUGGGACUCUGCUGGGAUGGGCGUGGGUCAGCGUCAGUCCAUAAGCAGCAAGCCAUAAGAAAAAAACAUCCUCACGGCUAUACCAGCACUCAGAGAUGUGAGGUUGCUUCUCUGGAUAAGAUUUCGGAUUCAUAGUUUUGAACUUUUGGCUUAUAGCGUAUCAAGAGGCUCAUUUACUGUCCGUCUUGUAAUACUCUCCCAGUUGACUGAUGGUAAACUUUAACACCGUGUCUAUGCUGCAAGCAAAGAAUAAGCUGCAACAAAAGAAUGUUUUUAUCAGUGACCUCAUUUGCUCGCAGGGAAGACAGAUUUGUUGGUCAUAGGCUGAGCAUUGCAGUGGCUUGUUUGUGGCGUAAACACUGCGUGAUGUUUGUCUAUCAGGAAUGCGCCGGUUACAAAAACACAACGCAGAGAGAUCAUUACGUGAAGAUUUAGCUUUUGAUUUCAAACUUUUUUUGUCAUUUUCUGUUUGAAAAGUAAAUAUUUUAAAUGUUCAACUUUCCUUUAAGUUUUUGAUGACUGGUGGAGUUCUGAAAAUUAGUAUUUUUUUAUCAAUGUGUUUACAGGCUCGGAGUUCUGUUAGUUCAUGUUCUUGAGUGUCUGUGGAAUGUUUUAUUUUUAUAUUACGAAUGGAGUUAUUUCACGUUGAUUAUCAUUUUUAUUUGAUUUGAUGACAAGACCUGAAAGGGCCAUCAGAUAUGGGCUUUAUAUUGUCAGUGUUUGCACUAUUGCUAAAUAUUUCAGAUUGUUGCCAAACCUGCGAACGAAAAGCAGUAGGACAAAAAAUCUUUCACAAAUUACUCUGCCUCCUGUUGCUAUUAAUCUGUAUUCUUUUUUUAUUUUCGUUCGUAGAACACCAAAAGAGAGAUUGUGAAGAAUCUUUUCAUAUAACUAAGGUCUAUAGUGUCCAUGACAGUCAAGCUCCAAAAUGGACCUUUUUCUAAAGUAUUAUGAUAUAAGAAACAGGCCAAAGGUUGUUUACGGAUAAUCUUUCUCUCCGUCACAUGUUACUCGUACUUGCAUUCAAAUUCUGAAAUGGUUUGGUGUUCUUGACCACUGCUCUAAUUGGAAGGACAAUAAGAUUUAGGAGCUGCAAUAAAUUAAUGAAAAAUGACUCGGAUAGAAUAGAAUUACUAUAAUGAAAUGUAGUCUUUUUAUCGAGCUUGAAAUCUCAUGGUCAUUAUAUAUUUUUGUUUUAUGGAGAAAAGUAGGGUUCAUUUUUUUAUUUUGGGUUCCCCCCCAAAAUUGCAAUACCUACUUUAGAAUGAAUCAGUUAAAUUCAUUUUAAUAUUAAAAAUGUUCUAAUUUAAAUACAAUAAAUAAAUUUUGAAUAUUUGAAUUCUAUUGGAAUAUCUUUAUUAAAAGCCUGCGUAAUAACAGGAAGAAAAGUCUGGAAAAUCUGUCAUGUCGUGCAUUUGGUGUAGACUUUAAUAUCCAAAAACAAAUCCCAGAAGUAUGGACACCACCUUGUUUAUGCCUUUCAUGAUGUACAAAUGAAUGAAAUCUUGCGCUUUGAUGAUAAUAGACAAGUAAAUAUCAUAAAGUGCUGCUGAAGCGUUUUGGCACUUGGAGCUUCACUCCAUCUAUCUAACUGCAUCUGUGGGUAACUCUUCUAAAAAUACGAGUUCCCACAUUUAAAAGAUUUGUAGGCUUACAGAAGAUUAUGCUUGCCCAUGGUUUAUACUGUGUGGUUGUGUCAUCUGAAAUAUAUUCUGAUGGGGAAAGUAUUUGAACAAGUAUGGAACACUUGAAAAUUAAAAUGAGUUAAUGGGAUUGAGAUGAGAUAAUGUCUGAGUUUUUAACCCCAAAGUCAUUCAAAUUUAAAACCUUAAAUGGAAUCAAGCCCUUCUUUAUCUAACAAUACAAUUUUGGGGAUGUAGGAAACUUAACACACAUUUUACCCACAGCGCCAAAUUUAAGCAUUUGCCAAAAUGUCGAUUUACCUAGAAGGCACUUUUUAUUCUUUCAUCGAGUUUAAACACAGAUUGCACAAUAUAGAUUACACCUGCCUGCAUGCCGAUAGGCUGUUAGUUUAGAUUCUAAUGAUUCAUUUGUGCUUUCAGAUGAGGGCUAUUUGCAUUCAUAAUAACUGUGUGUUUUACGCUCUUUCCAUAAUCUAAAUGUAACCAAUAUGGUGUUUUUACAUAAUAAAUUCUACCUCCUAAACUUAAUCUACAUUUACCAUAAGCAGUGUGUCCUGUUGUGAAUGUUUUUUUUUUCUCUUGUGGGUUGAUAUCUGCUCUGAUUUUAUUUGUAUUGUCGUGUGUAUUGUGUUUCAGACAGCUAAGGAACGUCUGAGAAAUUUUGACUUCUUUUCAAAGGUCAUGUCUGGGCAAUGAUGGCAGUGUUUCCUAAUUUCUCUGUUUAAGUGUUUCAGCAGUUCACACAAUUAAAACAAAUCUUCAUUUUCAGUUCUAAUUGUUGUUUAUCCUUCAUUUAAGAAUGACAAUAUCGCUUUUGUUUCACAUCAUUCAUGUAUGACUGAUAAAAUUGCUGCAGCUCAUUAAUUUCUCACGAGAGCAUCUUUUGGGCAGAAAUGGAGACGGUCUUGUACCCCAGUGUGGACCGAUGUGAUGUUAAUAUUCAAAGAAUGUAAUUAUUGUUGCCAGUUAUCUACUGUACCAGACUAGUGUUUGAAACAAAGACUUUUGAUAUUUUGUAAUAUGACUGGCACAAUCCUCAAAUCUACGCCUCGGUGUUUCCUGAUCAAUGAGGCUCAACUCUUCCUUGUAGGCUUUGAUCUUGUGUAUUUUUUUACUUUGUUAUUCAAACACAAUCCUCAUGAUACUGCAACAGCCCAACUGGUGCUGCAUUGAUGCCUAUCCUUUAAAGACUUGUAAUGCAGUAUUGUUUAAAUAGCCAUAUUAAUGUCAGCCCAGCAGUACACAGAUUUAUCUAGAAACACUUCAUCCCAUUGUCUGUACUUGGUGACGUUCACAAUAAAG